Zeugodacus cucurbitae (melon fly) is the source of this 543-nucleotide messenger RNA. Its product is annotated as cuticle protein 12.5-like. The coding region runs from base 114 to 455 and encodes 113 amino acids. The record is from RefSeq and is a predicted model, not a curated record. NCBI's taxonomy places the organism in Eukaryota, Metazoa, Arthropoda, Insecta, Diptera, Tephritidae. The transcript has 2 exons.
CAAAAACAAUUUAGGUUCUGUCGUGGCAAAAUUUUGCUAUAAAUUAUGCUCACAGAAUGGUAUUUGCUAUCAGUUAACUCACAGCAGUCAAUUAACUACAAACCAAUCACAAAAUGAAAUUCCUCAUCUGCUUCGCACUCCUCUUCGCCGUCGCUCAGGCCAAUCCCGGUUUGGUGGCUCCUUUGACUUACUCCGCCGCUGCUGUGCCCGCCUAUGCCACCUACGCCGCCGCUCCUUAUGCUGCCUCUCCUUAUGCCGCUUACUCCACCUAUGCCGCUCCCGCCGUGGCCACCUACUCACAUGCCGCCUACUCUGCCCCAGCUGUGGCCACUUACUCCCAUGUUGCUGCUCCUGCUGUGUACAGUGCACCAGUUGCAUCCGUAGCUUCAGUCGCCCCAGUGGCUCCAGUCACCUACUCCGCUCCCUUGGUGUCCACCUUGUUGAAGAAGAAGUAAACAGCUGUGGUCCUUAGUUGAUGAAUGUGCAUUGUAAAGGAUAUUGUUGCAAUAAAUGAUGAAGCGAUUGUAGAAAAUUAUAAGAUUU